Molecule: messenger RNA, 1452 nt
Organism: Durusdinium trenchii
Lineage: Eukaryota; Dinophyceae; Suessiales; Symbiodiniaceae
Source: the annotation of a GenBank genome assembly
GAACGUGUGGGAUCCACAUCCAGUCGAGCGGCGCAAUGUCUGAUGAUGGAGAGGCACUACAAUCUCCAACAGCCAUUCUCGAUGAGCUUUUGGCACAGGAGGAGUGCGUCAUCCUGAGCCCUGUUUGUCAUGGUUCAGACGUUUGGCCGGACACGGACAGCGAGAUCGCAGAUCUGUGCGGGGAGCUGGAAUCCUGUCUCGGGAACUUGAGCCAUUGGCCUGAUCAUGCCCUUGGCCUCGAAGGCCUUCGGCGCUUCGAGGAUGACUUUGCCAUCUACCAGGAACUGAAUGUCGAGGAGGAUGUGGAGGAGCAAACAACCUGUUGGAUCCUCCAAGAUGCAGACGAGGAUGAUGUCAACUUGGCUGCAAGGGCGAGCAGCGCAGGAGAUCUUCACAGGCAAAGGCCUUCAUCUAUGCCCGACUUGCCCAACCUCAUGAAGUCUCGGCCCAGAGUGGGAUUGGACAAGAUCACCAAAGCAGGUGAAGGGAUGGACGCAGCCGCACCGAAGGGUUCCGAUCCGGCAGGUCCGAUCUGGCUGACAGAAAAAAACUGUUUGAGGAAACGUCAUGAAACUUGAACACGACACGACACAGUGGUUUGAUUGUGGCUUCAUGUGGCUUCUGAAAAACAGUUGAGGAAGCAACUUAGGGCUUUCCUCGCACCAGUCUCAACUCUACAAAAGCAAGCGUGUUGGGAAGGUGAAGAAGUUGAGGAUGCCCAGGACAGCAGAAACAAGUGCGUUGCAGGAUUCAGUGCGGAUUGGAAAGCAAAUAACUAUUUGUUGGAUGCAGGCUGCUGAGCGUUGGAAAGACUCUUCUACCCUUGAUGUUUAACACCUAGUCGCGUUGGGAAGAUCCCUUGUGCUUGCAAACCGGCCGAGUAGCGCAGGGCGAGUUGGACACACUACUGGCAGAGUGCCAAAGGCGUGUGUGUUCUACAUGGGGCUAUGUAUUUUUUAUGCAGUACAGACAUGAGAUCACAUGAGGGGAUCAGCUUCACAGAGUGGUAGUACUAUGCAAUUAGUACCCAAAUGAGAAGACUAUGCCAUGCCCUCCUUGGUUGAAAGCCAGCAAGUAGCACUGAUUCAGCUGUUGGAUUGCCAACCCUGGGUAUUUGCAUAAAGCUUUUUAGACUUGUCCUUCCAAGGAUGAGUGCUGGAAUGUGUGACUUCUGAACGGGUCAUUUGUAUAGUUUGUAUGCAUUGUGUCUUGGUGGAGCAAUGUGGCAAUAGAUGGCUUGAAUCCACUAUGAACGAGACCGUUCAUGUCCAAAUGAAUGCCACCCUUGAAUGUUAAUUGCUGGCCACAGUUUUUUGAUUUCACCCCAGCAUCGAAGAUGCAUAGAACUGCUUGAGGAUAUUGAAUGCAGAUGUCAUUCCAUCGUUCCAAUACAAUGGGCCCACACCCAUUCUGUACAUAGAUAAAUUGAUAGCAAAUUGAUAUCAAAAAAUA